AUGCUGUUGUCUUUUGUUCUGCCGUUCUUGGGUAGUAGUAGUGAUCGAUCGAUGCCAAGAUCCUCACCAAUGUCCUCGCCGGCUUGCAACCAUGCCUCCAUCGCAUCCGCCAAGCUCUUUGUUUCAACGCCCUCACCGACCGUUUGCCGAGCUGUGUACCGCUGCAACCUUCCUACUAGUCCCUAUUUGAUCGAGGCCAAAAUUCCUCAACGUCCUCGUCGUCUCGUCACAGUACCUCCGCCCGCUCCUCCGAGCUCUACACCGCUUGACAGCUCCAGCUUUUCCUCCGACAACGCGAUCGCGCUGUGGUCUUGCCACCAGUUGAGCUCAAGCGAUGGCGAGAUCCGUAUCCGACAAACUCCCUUCUUCUCUCCUCCGUUUGUCCGACAAGCACAGCAGCACGACGCCUCCCUAUUUGGUCGAUCAUCGUCCUUCCUCGAAGCUCCUCCCCUUGAUCCUUGA
Molecule: messenger RNA, 462 nt
Organism: Puccinia graminis f. sp. tritici CRL 75-36-700-3
Lineage: Eukaryota; Fungi; Basidiomycota; Pucciniomycetes; Pucciniales; Pucciniaceae
Exons: 3
Coding region: 1-462 (153 amino acids)
Source: RefSeq, a predicted model, not a curated record